AUGUCCGUAAACUUCCGGUUUCUGAGUUCGCCUGGAAAAGAGCAAGGGAGGCUGUUGCUUUAAAAAAAUUUCGCCUUUCGGUGGUCAAAAUGACUUAUUUAACAUCAUGGGAGGAAUUUGCAAGAGCCGCUGAACGCCUGUAUCUGGCCGACCCAAUGAAGUGCCGAUUGGUGAUGAAGUAUCGUCAUGGAGAGGGACAGCUGAAUGUAAAAAUAACGGAUGACCAAGUGUGCCUACAAUACAGAACUGAACAUGCCCAAGACGUGAAAAAGCUAGAGAAACUGACGAGUCAGCUGAUGAGACAUAUGGCAUCCAAAGAAGGGAGAUGAACACUCUUGAAAAUGAUAGACAGAUUCCUGAGUUUCUUUGUUACUCACUGAUGUGUAGGAGCUUUGGCACAUGAUGAUUCUGAAAGAUAUGGACUAACAAUUGUAUUUUCAUCUAGCAAGGUUUUGAGAGUUAAAUUCUGAUUGUCUACAGUGUCAAAGAGGCUGGCACCAUUAUCUCACAGAGCAGGCAUGACAGCUUCAGAUGGGCAGUAUGUCUUGCUCUUUGUGUGAUUUUUUAAACUUUUUAUUUGGGAGGAGGGAGUUUGCAAGAUUGUCUGCUCCAGUACUUCUUACCUUACUACACAAAUAAUUUAUAACAUACAAACUUGUAUUUAUUUUAAUGAAGCUAAUCAGACCACAUAAGAUUGCUUUCGCUCAUAAAAUCCCCAGGUAUUCAUUGAGGCGUAUUGGUGUCGGCUGUAUGAGGUUGCAGCAUUGCAUUUCUUCUUUAAUUCGUUCUUGUAUAAAGUGUAAAGCAUGACCAUUAUUCUUCAAUUCAGAUAACUUUGAGGAUAGCCUCAGGUAGCCAUUUUCCUUUUCAAAGAAUAUUUAAAGUUAAAAUUCAUGGAAAAUAUAUAUAUUUGUCCCCAAGGGAAAUUUUUGUUACCAAUAGACAUGUUGUGUGUG
Molecule: messenger RNA, 956 nt
Organism: Liolophura sinensis
Lineage: Eukaryota; Metazoa; Mollusca; Polyplacophora; Chitonida; Chitonidae
Product: signal recognition particle 9 kDa protein-like
Exons: 3
Coding region: 90-329 (79 amino acids)
Biological process (GO): SRP-dependent cotranslational protein targeting to membrane; negative regulation of translational elongation
Cellular component (GO): signal recognition particle, endoplasmic reticulum targeting
Molecular function (GO): 7S RNA binding
Source: RefSeq, a predicted model, not a curated record